CCAGAAAGGCGCUCUAUGGCGCUGCAGCUCCUCGGCCGGCCUGGCUCUAGCAGCCUCCUCGCUCACGUCACUCGGCGGACUCUAAGACCCGGCAGACACCUCCGCCGCGCGCCUGUCCGCGCCCGCGCCCUCGCGCACGCGCGCACACCACACCCAUCCCUCGUGACGUCACCCCCGUCCCGGCUCUCGCUCGGCGCCUCGAACUCUCGGCUCCCGAAAAUGCUGCUCUCCGUGCCCCCGAGGGCAGGACUCGCGCCCUACUGCGGCUUCGGCGGCCGGAGCAGUAAGAAGCAGGGCUAUGUGUCCAGCCAGCAAAUGGCCCCCUCCAGUCCCAGCACCACCAGCAGCAGCAGUGGAGGGGCAGAGCAGCUGAGCAAAACCAACUUGUACAUUCGGGGCCUUCACCCGGGCACAAGCGACCAGGACCUGGUGAAGCUUUGCCAGCCCUAUGGGAAGAUCGUCUCAACGAAAGCCAUUCUCGACAAAACGACCAACAAGUGCAAAGGCUACGGCUUUGUGGACUUCGACAGUCCUGGUGCUGCGCAGAAGGCCGUCAACGCCCUCAAGGCCAGUGGUGUGCAGGCACAGAUGGCCAAGCAACAGGAGCAGGACCCCACCAACCUGUACAUCUCCAACCUGCCCGUGUCGAUGGACGAGCAGGAGCUCGAAGGGAUGCUGAAGCCAUUUGGGCAGGUGAUCUCCACCCGUAUCCUCCGAGAUGCCAAUGGGACCAGUCGAGGGGUGGGUUUUGCCAGGAUGGAAUCUACCGAGAAAUGCGAAGCCAUCAUCCAGCACUUUAACGGCAAAUACAUCAAGACCCCUCCAGGAGUGCCAGUUCCCAGUGAGCCUUUGCUAUGCAAGUUUGCAGAUGGCGGCCAGAAGAAGAGACAGAACCCGAGCAAGUACUUGCAGAACGGGCGGCCGUGGCCUCGGGACGGAGACACGGCAGGAAUGACGCUGACCUACGACCCCACGCCAGCUUUACAGAAUGGGUUUUACUCCACCUACGGCAUUGCACCAAACCGGAUGAUUACACAGACGUCCAUGCCACCGUACCUUCACUCGCCAGUGUCAUCCUACCAGGUGCACGGCCCCUCUUGGAUGCAUCACCACCAGUCUUACCUCAUGCAGCCUGCUCAGGGCGCGGUGCUGACCCCUGCGCUUGACCACCACAUGUCUAUCCAGCCGGCCUCGCUGAUGGCCCCCCUAACGCAGCAGUUGAGUCACCUGUCAAUCAGCAGCGGUGGGACGUACCUGCCAGCCACCACAGCUAUGCAAGGGGCCUACAUCCCCCAAUACACAGCGGUGCCUUCGUCGAGUGUGCCCGUCGAGGUGAGGACUCGGGUUCAUGAGCGUGCCGAGGGGGCCGCCCGCCCGCCACGGUGCUCACGCUUUUUAAUCAUGUGUUUGCAGGAGAGCAGCGGGCAGCAGCCGCCGACACAGGCCUCCGUUGCUAUAGAAACAGCUUCCGAGCAUGGCGCCUAUCCUUACCAGCAUGGCAAGUGAAGCUAACUGGACGAAGGCCCUGGACGACAGAUGCGUGCGCAUUUUUUAUUUUUAACCUCUUUUUAUUUUUAUUUUUUUUUUUAUAUGUAAAAUAUGCAAACCUUUUUGACUUUUUUCGUAGCGGCAUUACGCCGAUUUUGUACAGAAUUCUCACCAUGGCAUUUUACGAGGUUCUAGAGGAAAACUAUUUUUUUUAUUCUUUUGAGAAGAAAACGUUAAAACACUAAAAUAACCAAAUCAGGGCUUAAAAGCAAUUGGUGGGAGCGCCAAAGGGGCGGAGAGGAGACAAUCAGUGGGCGGGGCCUCCACUGCUGCUUUGCUCAUUGGCUCCUGUUCACUUGAGACUCUUUAUUGUGCUUUUUGUUUGUUUGUUUGUUUUAAUAUUUAGGAGAGACGUUAAGACUCGAGGAGGCCCCGCCCAGGCCGCUGCCCGGCGCCGCCCUCCCUGUGUCCUCUUUAUUUAUAGACACGCCUCUGCCUGCAUUUUCAACAGCUUUCGAUUCUGCAAUACGACACCCACGGCGCCAUGGCCGCGCCCCCCCUCCCCUCCCAUAUUUAUAACCAAAGAUGCUGAAGCCGUCGAGCUCUGCUCUCUGAUGGAGAAUCCAUACUUGGGCCACCUGGACACGUGCUGGCCGCAUGAAGGACAUCGGCAACUUGAAACUGUGAACCGCUGACCAAGCCUGAUCUCCAAGUGGACGGCGCCCUGCCGCCCCCCCCCCCCUAUCUCUCUUUUUUUUCCCCUUUGCUACUGCUGCUACGUCCGGGUGACAGGGGGCCUCGUCUGCGGCUGGUUGAGGUGACACACACCCCCCUCCCCCCACACACCAUGAGUGGCCUUGGACACGCUGCCAGCGCUGCCGCGUGUGGUCAGGACUUCUGCCUGCGUUUUGUUUUGUUUUUUUUGCUUUAAAUUUGUACAAAAUGUCAAAAAAGGAAAAUGUUUUAGUUUUGUACGGUUUUGUGUUUCAUAGACAGUCUGUUUUCUUUGGUCAAUUUUUUUUUUUUUUGUAAUAAAACAAGAAGAAAAUC
Erpetoichthys calabaricus (reedfish) is the source of this 2538-nucleotide messenger RNA. Its product is annotated as RNA-binding motif, single-stranded-interacting protein 2-like. NCBI's taxonomy places the organism in Eukaryota, Metazoa, Chordata, Cladistia, Polypteriformes, Polypteridae. Gene Ontology annotation, molecular function: poly(A) binding; poly(U) RNA binding; mRNA 3'-UTR binding. Bases 16 to 1506 code for a protein of 496 amino acids. The record is from RefSeq and is a predicted model, not a curated record. The transcript has 12 exons. Gene Ontology annotation, cellular component: cytosol; ribonucleoprotein complex; nucleus.